CGGUCGGUCGGUCGGUCUGUCUGUCGGUUGGCCUCGUGCGGAAGGAGGGUCCGGGCCGUCUCCCCUCUGGGCCCCUUGCGCCCCACUCUCCCUCCCGCUAUGGCAGGACCUGUGGUCAACGGAACGCAAGUGUCCUACAUCGGUCAAGACUGCAGCGAAAUUCCAGAGCACCUAGGGAGGGCCUAUGGACAUUUGGCAAAGAGACUUGAUCUGAGUUUCAACCUUCUGCGGUCACUGGAAGGACUGAGCGCGUUCAGAAGCUUGGAGGAGCUGAUCCUGGACAACAAUCUUCUCGGAAACGACCUUGUGUUGCCCGGGUUACCCCGGCUCCAUACCUUAACACUCAACAAGAACCAAAUCACUGAGCUGGAGAACCUGCUGGAUCACUUGGCUGAGGUCACACCUUCUCUAGAGUACCUUAGCCUGCUGGGGAACGUAGCCUGCCCAAAUGAGCUGGUCAGCCUGGACAAGGAUGAAGAUGACUAUAAAAGAUACAGAUGCUUUGUCUUGCACAAGCUGCCCAACCUGAAAUUCUUAGAUGCCCAAAAAGUAACAAGAAUUGAGCGGGAAGAAGCCCUGGCCCGGGGGGCAUUCAUGAAAGUGCUGAAGCCAAAGGCUUCCAGUGAUGUGGUGUCCAAAUCUCCAGAAUCACAGUAUUCACCCCUGCCUUCAGGAUCUAGGGAUCUCACCAAUCACAGAGGUGUUCUUGGCAGAUGUCAUUAUGUUUAUUACGGGAAGCAUUCCGAGGGCAAUAGGUUUAUCCGAGAUGACCAGCUCUGAAGUCAACCCCUGCAUCCCUGCACGCUUUAAGCCAAUUUUGAGAGGGAGGAAGAAAGGAAGAGACAAGAAGGAAAGGCCCUGCUCCAUUCACAUGUUAACGAUGAAACUACAGUCCUCUAGUUCCUUCUGCUGACUUUGCCAAGCCUGUCAAGAUCAUCCUUCUGUCUUAGCCUGAGUAGUCACAUAAAGAUUGACAUGAUUGCCUUUAAGCAGGUCCCAUCCACCAGUGUGACAGACAGCUACAACCAAGCACCAGGGCUGACAGAAUGAACACCAUGAUCGAUUGCCUGGCCCAUCGUCUGCUCACGGGGGAUCAGAGGUCACACCUGGGGCUUCCCUGAGCAUGCUCAGUUGGUUUAAAACAAGGGAAAGUCUUUUAUCUGCAGUUUGCCUGUUGAGUGAGAGAUACAUGUAAUAUCAAUUUGGCUCAGGAAAGAACUGACUACAAUUUAGGGAAGAAAAAAUGUCUUCUCCAGAUUUUUUUCCACCUAUUAAGCACUUGCACUUGACCCACAUGGAUCUCCAGCUGCCUUUAGGUGUUUUUUCAUGAGUUAAACCCCAAGAUUUUCAGUUUCUUCAAGGAAAACUGCGCAUUGUCAGAAACGCUUUGUGUUCCGUUUCAGAAAUGUCCAAAAGCCUGCCUUUGCAAACACCUUCCCAGAACAAGAUAGCAUAGUCAAAGGGCUCGAGGAUGUCACUGACAUGGCACCACAGAAAGCUGUUUACAAGUAUAUUUUUAAUUUUUAGAUUCAAUUAUUCCAGGAUAUUUGGCAUGCCACGGUGUUUUUUUUAAAAUCUACGUUGGAGCACAUUUUGGUUUAACCACACUCCAUUUAGAUUGAACAGAAAUGACUUUAAUACCACCCUAUAAACAUGGGGGGGGGGCGGGGGCAAAGGUUACUCAACAGUGUGGAUUUCUUUUGAAACUAAUGAUAAAAUGAAAAGUACAAACUGGAGGUUGGAAAUAGAGAAGGUUAGGAAAAGAAAAAACACGCAACCUAUUAAACUGAUAUUUUCUGUUUCUAGCCAAGCCCAGCUAGGCUGAAACCUCAUAUUCAUCAUAUGAAGUAUUGGAUAAGGGACUCAGUGGCUGGGCAACAGAUCUUAGGUAGGUUUGCCUCUUUAAUGCCACAUCAUGCACAGACUCAUACUGGUGAUAUGAACGUACGCAAUUGUCAACUUGCUGAUGAUCAAUUGACAUCUCAGAACACAGAGGGAUCAGUUUAGCACAGAAUAUCUUUUUCUCUUUUUCUUAGGACCAACCCUUCUCCAUCUCUUUUGCUCAGGACCACCAAUGAUGAGCAGCUUAGGGGAGUGGUGCUAGAUCUCAGAGUCUUUCAACUUUCAGGUCAGUGGAAGCUAAAUUGCUAUAUCCACUGACCAUCCAUUUUACUCAUGUCUGAAAGGGAACUUUCAAGAGGGUUUAAGGUUGCUGGCUCUGUAUCAGCAGGCCACCUCCAGAACUGAUCACCCUUUUAAGGCAGCUUGCUAGGAAUAGACUUGUCAGGCAGUUCUGGGUGGUUGGCUGUUAAGAUGGCUUAAGCGAUCAGUUGCCCAUAGUCUGCUGAUUGUAUCACCUUCAUUAGUUGAUUAUUUAGGCAAAUGAAGGAAGGCAGGGGGAAGUUAGGAGGUUAUUGAGAAAUUUCAUUUAGAAUAUUCAAAGUACUUAUCCCUCUUUUUUUAGCAAAAACAGCAUUGGGACAUUCCUGAAAUUAGUCACUUUUGACCCCCAUCCUAGCUCUCCUCAGCUAUUCAUUUAAAAGCAUCAAUACAAGCCUUGUAAAUGAUAGUUAAUGGGCAAGAAGAGUUCUAAACCGGGGCAAGAAAGACUAGUGCUAUGUCAUAAUCAAUCGAGGGGGAUAUAUAUUCUCGUCUUUAUAAAAAGCUUUAACCCUGCCUCAAAUGAUUAACAAAAAGCACUUGUAAACCGACCACAGAAUUUUCCCAUCUUUAUUUUUCUUACUUGUUUACUUUUCCUAAUGUCAGGAUCAUUUGUAUCCUUCUCAGGAAUGUUCCCCUUAGUGCAGACUUUGGAAGCGAAAAUAUUUUUGGAAUGAAUUACUGACCACACUGUUCUCUUCCUUUUGUAUUGCUUUGCUUUUUUGUUAUGAAUUGUAUAAUGACUGCUUUAAGAUGAGCAUAAUUAUAAUUUACAUCAAUGCCUCCAUUACUAAAGAGUCAUCUUGAUGACAGAGGAGCAUCAGGUUUUGUUUCACUCAAGUGAUAAUGUUACUGAAGUAGAAUUUGGUUGUUUAUUGUGGUGUUGUGUUUGUUAGCGUCAAUUACAGGGUAAAUCCCAGGUCAGGUGGAGUACAGAGUUGAAUUUCUACCCAUCACUGCCCAGGACAGGUUUUCCUAUAAGGUGGAAAGCCAAAGGGAUCUUUUCUGGAAUUUCGAAGAGUCUCUAGAAAAAGAGCUCCUUUCCUCACCUAAGUGAUAAACUCAGGGAAAACUGGAUGAGGAUGUUCAUUUUAGAUUUCAUUGUCUUUCCCUGCUUUACUUUACUUAGUAGCUACUCAAAAUCUUAAAAAAGCAAGAUGUGCUAUGUUGAACAGUAGAAGGGCAUUCUGUAUGUUUUUAUCCCUAGUAGGUGAUUCUGAUUAUAGGGAUCUGAUUGGUUAAGGUCUGGGCUAAUGUAGGGAGUGAAUUGAGUCUCCCAAAGACUCCAGAGAAAGAUUUAUGAAUUGUCAGGACAACCAUGUUUAUUUGAAUUUUUUUCUGAAAACUGUAAUUCUAUGGGACAGUUUGUUACUUGGAGACUGAUGUUUUGGAUUAUGAGAAUCUUACUAAAAGCACAACUAUUGCAAUCACUUUGCUUUGAUUUUCACCAGCUUGCUCAUAAACACCCCCUCUGUUUGCAUCUCUAAAUAAGAGUACAUGAUCAGGGAUUAUCAUCCAAUAGAUGUGUCUGGGUACUGAAUAUUUGCAUCUGGUUUUGUACUCCAAAGAAUAAAAGAAUCUAAACCACAA
This is a messenger RNA of Ornithorhynchus anatinus (platypus), 3750 nucleotides long. RefSeq names its product leucine rich melanocyte differentiation associated (gene LRMDA). The record is from RefSeq and is a predicted model, not a curated record. NCBI's taxonomy places the organism in Eukaryota, Metazoa, Chordata, Mammalia, Monotremata, Ornithorhynchidae. Gene Ontology annotation, biological process: melanocyte differentiation. The transcript is spliced from 7 exons. Bases 100 to 780 code for a protein of 226 amino acids. Gene Ontology annotation, molecular function: protein binding.